This is a messenger RNA of Emiliania huxleyi CCMP1516, 645 nucleotides long. RefSeq lists its product as hypothetical. Gene Ontology annotation, molecular function: protein binding. The record is from RefSeq and is a predicted model, not a curated record. The coding region runs from base 1 to 645 and encodes 214 amino acids. NCBI's taxonomy places the organism in Eukaryota, Haptophyta, Isochrysidales, Noelaerhabdaceae. The transcript has 2 exons.
AUGUGGCGUUUGCUCGUGCUUCUCUUGCUCCACCCUGUCUCCGCCACAGAGCUAGCCAGCCUUAAGGAGGACGAGGACGCUUACGCGGGCGAGGCAUCAACGGUCGACGGCCAGCUCAUAAGCCUCGUGCAGGCGAAGGGCGCAGAUGAUCCUUCGCUUGUGUCUGAGCUGCUCAGCAAAGGCGCGUCGCCGUCGGCGAGCGGCCUGUACAACUAUACGGCCAUCAUGUGGGCUGUCGUGCGGCACAAGGUCGCGACGCUUCAAGCGCUUCUCGAUGCCGGCGGCGACCCGGGCCGCGACGCACUGUUCCUCGCUGCCUGGGAAGGCGAGCCGAUGGUGCGGCUGCUCAUCGACCACGGCGCCGAUGUGAGCGCCUGUGCUGAGCACGAUGAGUGGACGCCGCUGCACAAGGCUGCGGAGAAGGGCAGCCUGCCGGUGGUGGCGAUGCUCCUUGAGGCGGGAGCCGACCCGCACGCCCGCACGUUGCCCGACAAGACCUUCGAGGACGGCAUUGUGCCCGUCGAUCUCGCCCGUCGCAAGCUCAAGAGACUGGGGAAGAAGAAGGCGCCGGGCGAGGCGGCCGAACUGCGAAAGCUCAUUGCGCUGCUUGUGCAGCACAGCCAGGGGGAGAAGGAGGAGCUGUAG